AAUGAUGCUGCAGUUCUGCUUCUGUCCGCUGGACGGCGCGUGAGAGUCUCUUAAAAAACCGCCAGCGGCAGCGCUCGAGCACAGAGCGGCGACGCGGGCUCGGGACAUCAAAGCAAAACUGGUUACAAAGUAACAGUCGCGGCACGUCAUCAAAGUCGCUGCGGGAAACAUCAGAACGCGGAGUGUGACAGCCGGCGGGAGUUUCCCGCGUGUCCGCGCGUUACCUGAAGUGCAACCAAAGAAAAACACUGGGAAAAGAGGAACUGACAAGAGCCCCGGUCAUCACGUCCAGUUUCUGCGGCUGCUAGUGUUGCAUUCGCUUGCUGCCAUGCAAAUAUAUGCCAUGUUCACUGUAUAGAAAGACUCCAGACACGGAUUUACUGCUCCUACAGAUCCUACAGGCUGUAAACAGUUGCUCCAUAACAGGAACAAGAGUUUGACAUCCUGUGUGUUUACAACGACAUGGGAAGAAGACCCUCGUCUGUCCAGUAAGAAUGUUUUCAUUGCACAGAGAGAGGGAACAGCCCAUCUUCAGCACACGAGCUCAUGUGUUCCAGAUCGAUCCCGCCACCAAACGCAACUGGAUCCCGGCCAGCAAGCAUGCGGUCACCGUCUCCUUCUUUUAUGAUGCCAACAGACACGCCUACCGCAUCAUCAGCGUGGGAGGGACCAAGGCGAUCAUCAACAGCAUGAUCAGCCCCAACAUGACGUUCACGAAGACGUCUCAGAAGUUCGGUCAGUGGGCCGACAGCAGAGCCAACACGGUCUAUGGUCUCGGAUUCGCCACAGAGCAGCAGCUGCACCAGUUUGCCGAGCGUUUUAAGGAGGUGAAGGAAGCUACACGUCUUGCCAGAGAGAAAUCACAGGACAAGAUGGAGCUGAGCUCUGCAGCUCUCAGUAUCGCAGCUCCUCAGUUCUCUCAGGACUUGUCUGAUGAGCUUCAGUCUCCUCCAGUGAUGUGUGUGAACGGGCCAGAGGACAAGCUCUACAGGAGCCAGAGCGCUGAUAUUACUCUGUCCUCAGAGAAGGAGCGCAUUAAAAAGAUGCUCUCAGAGGGGUCGAUCUGUGAGAUGAAUCUGGAGGCUGAGCUCUUCAGCUUACAGGACAGUAAUGCUAAACUAGUGGCGGCGCUGCAUGAGGCCAACGCCAACGUGGAGCAGUGGAAGAAACAGCUGGCGGCGUAUCAGGACGAGACGGAGAGAUUACGAGAUCAGGUGGCGGACCUGGAGGCUCAUGGUGGUCAUGGACCCAGCGACAUGCUCAAAGAUGAACUCACUCAAUCCCUGGAGGAGCUGGAGAACUUACUGAAGGCAAAGGACGAGGAAAUCCGGAUUCUCCAGAGUAAGAAGUCGGACUUCCAUGAGCUGGAGCAGGAGAGAGAAGAGGCCAUUCACAGACUACAGGAGUUGGAGAUGCGUAACGUUGAUUUGGAGCGCCGGGUGCAGAACGCCGAACAGAACCUGGCCUCAGCGCUGGAAGAUCGCGACCGCUCCGAGAACGAGGUGCAGAGGGUCGUUCAGAUCCUCGACGUCAAGAUCUUUGACCUCAACGACCUUCGACAGAGUCUGGUCAAACUCAUCAGUAAAUAGUGUGAUCUGAGAGACGAGAGACACUCAUCCUGACGGCCGCAGCGAGAGGCGCCGCAUCCACUAGAGGGCGUAGUUCUGCUUCAGUAGUUUCUGCACUGAUACCAUCAGUAUCUUCUUGCUUUGUUUUCUGCCCUUUCUGUUCAAAGUCUAGCAAUAACUUCAGUGGAGAGGAUGUUAUGUUGGAAGAACGUGAGCAGCGAUGUUACGGUACAGGAGGGGAAGCUUUAUUUUUGAUACACUAGUGCUGCGUCACGUCUUUACAGUAUUGUUUAAACAUUAGGGCUGGAGGAAAACUGAUUCACAAAUGCAUUGCAAUUCUCUCUGAAAUGAUUCUGGAUCUAUUCAUAAAACAAAUCAUAAUUUAAAGUAUUAAUAAUUCAGUUUAGUGGAGCACAGAAGUUAAAUAAUUGUAUUUACACAAGAUUAUUAUUUUUAAUUAUUAUUAUUAUGAUAUAAUAAUUUAAAAUUAUAUUUUUAAAUGAUAUUAAUAAUAAUUUAAUAAUAAUAAUGUGCAAUUUAAAUGUUUGUUAUUUGUGUUGUUGAUUAUUAAACACAUUUAAAUAAUUAAUUAAUUUAUUAUUAAUUGAUUUUCAGCCAAGUGCAUCCUGAAUUUUUGGUUUCGACACACAAUCUUCAUUUCGGUGCAUUGCUAUUAAAAGUGAUUAUAUUUUAAAAAUAAUUUCGCUUUAAAAUUGUCAUGCAUUUCUGUAACAUUCAAGUGUACGAGUCAAAUACAUUUUUAUGAACAAUUUAAAACAUUAAGCUGAAAAAAAAUGGAAGAAUCGUUUUUGAACUGAAUCGUGACUCUGUGAAUCGAUUAUUACGUGAGAUUUGGUUUAGAACCAAAACUAAUUUGUAGCAAAGACCUUUGAGGCUCAAACGUCAAACUUUUGGGAUAAACAUGCAAAAUACGAAAGGCUCAUUAGUUUUUCUGAAUGACUCUUCAUGUGGAUGUGCUCUGCGGUGUCACAGCUGGAGUGUGCAAACCAAAGACCAGCUCGAAUGUGGCGUUCAGACGCCUCUCUGUGUUUCAUACUGUGGAAUGCUUAGUAUAGAGGACAGCAUUGAUAUAAAGCAUUAAAUAGUAGCUGCAAAUAUACUAGGUAGAAAUAAACAAUUGUUCUGUUAUUGUAGAAUAUUAAGAUCUCUUGAACUCACAAGGAAAUUUAUACUUAAGAAUAGCUGUAGUUCUUCACUGAGGAAUGGAUGUUGAAUGUGCUUGAAUGCAUCUAGUGUAGUUGCUGUGUGCAGCUCUAAGGCUUCAAACGUGUUGGAUGUUGCAUUCUACAGUAUAUUUGUGAUAUAGCACAAGAAAGUCACUCAUGUGGCUUCAAACUGCAGUAUUUUAAGUGCCAACAGCCUGUUUUUACCUAAACACCCACAGGGUUCGGCACCAACAGCCACGUUUGUGUUUGUUUGCUUUCCGGCGCAGUUGAUUUAGGGUCUAAUAAACAGGUGUUUACUUUUAUAUUUCUUCUUCAUGCGGUACUUGAGUAUGUGUACUGCUUUGUAUUUUGGACAACGAAAGCAUGUGUGAUUAAUGAUUUGGAGUUUUAAAAAAAAAGUGGCAAGAACUCUUUUCAAGGACAAAAUCUCAUAAGGUGCCAUGCAUCAUUUCUGCUUGUAAUCUCUGAUGCGAGAGCCUUAUUUUUCCACUCAUGCAUCUUAGUGUGCAGGAGUUCAUUUGUUCUGCAGCUCUUGAUAGCCUGAUUAUACUAUGACAGUAGAUUUCGUUCUACACUGUUAAGAGUCAUACUGUGCCGACCAGCUGGAAAACUCCAGAGCCAAGUCUCAGUUACAGUGUAUGACAUUCUCUGAAUUUAACGAAAACUUGCUGAAUAAAUUUGUUUUACAUUGAA
Megalobrama amblycephala (Wuchang bream) is the source of this 3448-nucleotide messenger RNA. Its product is annotated as homer protein homolog 3. Lineage: Eukaryota; Metazoa; Chordata; Actinopteri; Cypriniformes; Xenocyprididae. The coding region runs from base 495 to 1589 and encodes 364 amino acids. The transcript is spliced from 11 exons. Gene Ontology annotation, molecular function: G protein-coupled glutamate receptor binding. The record is from RefSeq and is a predicted model, not a curated record. Gene Ontology annotation, cellular component: cytoplasm; dendrite; plasma membrane. Gene Ontology annotation, biological process: regulation of store-operated calcium entry; G protein-coupled glutamate receptor signaling pathway.